Messenger RNA from Dufourea novaeangliae, 1662 nucleotides. RefSeq names its product glutamic acid-rich protein-like. The transcript is spliced from 7 exons. Lineage: Eukaryota; Metazoa; Arthropoda; Insecta; Hymenoptera; Halictidae. Gene Ontology annotation, biological process: peptidyl-aspartic acid hydroxylation. Gene Ontology annotation, cellular component: endoplasmic reticulum. The record is from RefSeq and is a predicted model, not a curated record. Gene Ontology annotation, molecular function: peptidyl-aspartic acid 3-dioxygenase activity. The coding region runs from base 94 to 1662 and encodes 522 amino acids.
CGCAGACGCGGCACAGUGUUCGAUCGUUUAAAAAAUUUAAAUCUAUUGUGUUAGUUUAUUUGUAAAAGGUACACGUACAUUUCCUCGCAGAAGAUGUCUGGUGAUGUACAAACAAGAAAACGGAAAGAGAAGAGACGUAAAAAGGAUGAGGAUGACAGUGCUACAUCUGCACCUACCUUGGGAAAUCCUAGUGAAAAUUUAACAGACAACAUUACCAUUCAUGUUUAUAAAGAAAGUAUCACAGGUGGUCACUGGUGUGCACGAAUUAUAUUCUUUGUUCUAUUAGCUGUUCUUGUUGGCUUAAUUGGUGUAAUUAUAUUUGAGCACAGAGGUACUUCAGAUAUUGAUACACCAUUAGAAUCAUCACGCUGGGCUUUCAUUUUUGACGGGUGGGUAGAUGAUUCACUAUCUUUAUAUGGUGAUGAUUCGCAUGAUGAGAGAGAACACGAGGAAAGUAAAGAAAUUGAAAAAGAUGAACUGGAAGAUAAUCAUAAUGAAAAUAUAGAGUUACCAGAAACAAAGAUUUCCAAGAAAGAAGAAGAAGAAAAGAAGGAAGAGGAAGAAGAACCAGAUGAAGAAAUACAAAGUGAAGAAAACCAAAAUGAAGAAGUUCAAGAAAGUGAAGAAGUAAAUAAAUAUAAAGAGCAAGAAGAGGAAAUAACAACUGAAAAUGAAUCAGAUGAAGAACAAAAUAUAGAUUUUCUGGAUAAAGAAGAAUAUAUUAGCACAGAAUUAGAUCAUCAAAGAGAAGAUGAGGAUGAAAACUUUAGAAAAGAUAUAGAGGAAGAUGAAAAUAUCAGUCCACAAAAUUUUUAUGACACUGAUGUAUUAGAAGAAAUGUAUGGUAUUAGUAAAGAAGAGAGUAAAGGAAAUAUGUUAUAUGGAAUAGAAAACCAAUUUCAAGAAGUUGUAAAAACAUCCAUAAAUGAGGAUGUAUUUGAUACAUUUAUAGACAUUCCUGGUAUUAAUGAUAUUAAUGAUGAUAAUAUAGAACCUUUAGAAGAGGUAGAAAGUGUAGAACCUGAAGAAUAUGUUAGUGAUGUAGAUAAACAACCAGAAGAAGAAGAAGAAGAAUCCAUUAGUGUGACGAUGAAGUUUGGAGUUGGUGUGGCACUUGUUGUUGCUGCACAUUUUGUCCUUGUGAAACGGUGGAACAAUGAAGUUACGUUUGUUCAAACUGAAUCUCAGGUAGUUUCAUCUGAGCAAAAAAAAAAGGAAGAGAUGGUAACUACAGAAAAAGAAAGACUUUCUGAAGUAAGAGUGUAUAACCAAGAACAUGAAGAAGAUGAGGAGGAAGAGGAAGAAAGAGAAUUAGAACUUGGAGAGGAAGACGAAGAAGAGGAUGAAUUAGAUGAGGAAGAGGAAGUGGAGAAUGAUGAAGAUGAAGGUGAUAGUGAGAAGUGGGGUUGGAAAGAGGAGAAUGAUUCGGAACAGGAAGAAGAAAUAGAAAUUGAACAGGGUAGUAAGAAACAAAAAAAAGUAUCAGAAGAAGAAGAUGAGGACCAGGAAGAAAGUGAAAUUGAGAAUUUUGAUGACUCAGAAUUAAUUGCUAAACUUGAAGCGAAGUAUGGAAAGUUACAAAUUGUACAAGACAAUGAAGAAGAUACAGAACAGAAGAACGAAAUUCAGAGUAAAAGUGUGACUAAAAGGAAACGUAAUUAA